Messenger RNA from Dicrocoelium dendriticum, 1201 nucleotides. Lineage: Eukaryota; Metazoa; Platyhelminthes; Trematoda; Plagiorchiida; Dicrocoeliidae. The record is from the annotation of a GenBank genome assembly.
GUAGAAUCGAACCGAACUUUCUGUCUUAGUGAACCCACUGAAGCUCUCCAAUUGAUUGCAAGCUCGGUUUACCGAAACAGUCGUUCUGUGUGGAUUCGGCUAAGUUGCUUGCCUUAUGGACGCUACAUCAUCGUUCCUACCACAUUCUACCCGAAUUGCUACACCGACUUCCUGUUACGUGUGGUCGGGCCUCCACCCAUUGUGAUGUUUAAACUGGCGCGCUUACAACCACCGUGCCAUAGGGACACUCGCUUGUCCAGAUCCCGAUCCGUCCUUCAACUGGAGCGCGAAAAACCUCGCUUCGAUAGCGUACGUCACCGGCUACGCGAUUGGAUCCAUGCGGUCUGUCCAUUGCAUCCAACGACGAACUGUCUGCAUCUUAUGUCGUCUUUCAUUAGUCGACCUGUGCGCGUCACAGUUGUGCAAGCAACGAUUUGGCCUUCAUCCACUGCUUUUGUGGCUCUGCAUGAUGAUCGUGGUGGCCUCUCCUCAUUCCAUUACUACUACUACAUCCGCAUUUUAUUCCGCUCUUCGAAGACCCUUUCAGUACCGGUCUCCUUGUGCAGUGGCGUACACCGGAUGACUGUGCUCAGGGGACCAAGGCCAACUGGAUUAAUCCGGUUCGAAGAGGUGUUUCUCUUUCCACCUCAUUCGCUCAAGGAAGAAAUCACUAGUCUGGAAGCAGCGCUCUUCAUUUACAAUCCUGCAUUUGAUGAGCUCCAUAGCCACUGUACUGUUGCGGUCGAUACGCAUCUCAAAAGUGGCUCCAUGAAGCAUAUUCUCUUAUCGCCACAUCUUGGUCGCAGUGCGGUAUUCGCUUGGAAGCGUUCGAACCAUCAUCCGUCAUCCAUGCGGGUUUUCACCCGAAUCCUCGAACCGAAGAAUCCACUUCAUCGGGAUAAAAAUCACUCAUUUCGGGCUGCUUUUCGACUUAGUGAGGAUCUUCUGUCCAUUGAGGAUGCAACACAAAUGAGGUUGGGCACAGACUCGCCUUUUGGACUUUCGAAUGGAAAAAUCACUCCCAGUGAAUCGCAUAAUACUUCUACUGCGUACAAAAGCAGUUGUGGUGUUUUGACACUUUUCUUUGAGUAGUGAUAACCCGCGCUUAAACUAUCCCUACCCUUUCUCUGUGCGUCUUUGUUUUGUAGUGCUUGCAUAUGCAAGUAACCGGCUGAGCAGUAUAUAUCUUUUGAUGCGUGAA